Molecule: messenger RNA, 22505 nt
Organism: Monodelphis domestica (gray short-tailed opossum)
Lineage: Eukaryota; Metazoa; Chordata; Mammalia; Didelphimorphia; Didelphidae
Source: RefSeq, a predicted model, not a curated record
UAUAAUGUAUUGUUCUUAUAAUAUUUUUAAAAUUGUCAAUGUUAUGGGAGAAAUAUAUCUUCCUGGAGUUCAUAUGGAAGGUAAAUGACACCAAAAUAAAUCUACUCCAAUGGAGAAAUCACAGACAUAAGAAAAAAAAUCUAAGUUUUAUCAUUGUGCUUUAAUAUAAUUUCUUAGAGAAAAAAAGUAAACCAGAAUCCAUUUUAGGAUUCUAACAAGGCCUUUUAUAGACAAAAUUCCAUCAGUGACAGGGAAAUUAGGGUUAGAGUUAGAGAUGGAAUUAGAGUUGGAGAAGAAAUCAUAUUAUAUUCCUCUUAGAUCAUAAAGAUUAAAGAAAAGACAGGUUCAUACCCUUGAUUCCUUCAAUAUCAUAAAAAUUGAAAAACAUCAUUGAUCUGAGUUGGAACCUCAUACAUCCUUCAUGGAAAUAAACCUAGUUAAACAGAUUCUUUUUUAAACCCUUACCUUCUGUCUUAGAGAAAGAAUGACCUUUAGUUCUAAAUAAUAAAAAUUAAUAAAAGGAAAUAAUUUUUAAAAAAUUUCCAUCGCAUCAGGAAAAGCAAAGGGAAUAGAAUAUUUUAGUUUAAUUGUAUUUUCUAGUUAAUUGUUUAUUAAGGAAAACCCUCUUUCUCUCAUCCUUUACAGCAGUAGUCUUUCUAAAGUGUAGAAGCAUCAUAUACAAGUCAAAUAUAAAAAAAAGUUUUUAAGAACCACUUGAAUUACACAAAGCAAGUAAUCAUUACAAUUUCUUUGAGAUUCAGACAUCCUUUGCCAACUUUGUGAGAAUUUUUUAAGGUCUUUUAACCAAAGAUAGGGCUGUCAAUUGUAUUUUCUGUUUUUUUUUCCAUUUUACCCAGUAGCUAAAAGGAUUCACUUUUUAAAACUGAAAUUUCACAGUUCUAUCUAAUAUGCUUUAUUUACUGAAAUCAUUCUUUGUAUAAAGGUUGUUGAUGGAUUUUGUCAGCAUUAAAAAUUUAAUCACUUUUUACUUCACCUGGUAAUUACAAAACAGGAGAAAAUUCAUUUUUAAAAUAAAAUCUCAUUCUGCAAAUUUCAACAGAUCUACUUUAUAAUAAUACUUUAUAGGCCUAAAAGAAUAUUAUACAAAUAAAAAAUAUUGGUUGUAAUGAACUAGUAAUUAAUAUGAUUAAUUCACCUUUUGAUUAAGUGACUUCUGGAUUUAGUAAAUAAAGAUCAAUCAGGGCUUCUGUUUAAAUAUUUAAUCACUAAGAAUGUAAGUUGUAGUUAGAAGUUGUUUUCCAGUCCCAAGAUAAAUUCCAUAUAGGCAAAUUUUUUGGAUUUGUAGUUGAGCAUCUGAAGGUUGGAGGGCUAUCUAAUAUGUUGGAUGACAGUAUCACUAUUUUUAGAGGGAGGAAACAGGUAUAUAAAGGGAAUUGAGACACUUGAACUGGAAUUGAAAUCCUAAAUUCAAUGACAACAAUAUAAAUCCAGUGUAAAUUGUGACCUUCCAGAGGCUAUGAGGGAAAUUACUAGCUUAGUAAAAACAUACAAAUAUAUUGAAAAAGACUUCUGAAUAAUAAAAAGUAUCAAUAAUCCUUAAAAUGUACGAUGCACACUAUUUCCAAAAAGAUGUUGGAAAUGGAUUUAUUCUCCUGGUCAUACUUUGACUUACCAUUGGGCAUAGUCAUUUGAAUCCCCACUUUCCAAAUGAGAAAGAACAAAGAGUAAAUGAGGGAACAUAGAUUUAGAACAAGAGGGUACCUUAGAAGUCUAGUCUGAGGCACAGCCAAGAUGGUGGCAUAGUAGCAGGAAACUUUUGAAUCCCAUUCCAACAGGUCAGUAACAACUGAUCAUUACAAAGCAUCUCAAAAGGAUAGAAAUCAAAACUGGACAAGUAAAGGGGCUCUCCCACAGGACACAUUAUUAAAGGUGAGCAGUGAGUGGGGACUCCCAUGCAAUAAGGGGACAAAACUGCACUAAUCAAAGCACAAGCUGAAAACCCUUCACCCAUACCACCUUCUGAGCCAGAGUUAGAGUGGAGACCCAGGCAAUCUCUAAAUUCUCAGGGUCUGGCUGAAAGCACCACAGACUUACCCCAAAGGGCAAUGCAAAGUACUUUGAUUGGUGCUUUCCAGCCCCUGCUGCCUUGACUGUGGCCAGCCAUGUUCCUACCCAAGCUCCACAUUUUUCAGCCUCAAGUCUUACUGCACAACAAAUGAAAAAUCCCCAGAUAAAAACUAAAUUGGAAAUCCUAAAAACCAAAGGAGAAAUUAAUAAAAUUGAAAUUAAAAGAAUUAUUGAACUAAUAAGACUAGGAGCUGGUAUUUUGAAAAGAAAACAAUUAAAAUAGAUAAAGUAUUGCUUAAUUUAAUUUAGAAAAAGAAAGAAGAGAACCACAUAACCAGUAUCAUUAAUGAAAAGAGCGAUCUUACCUCUAAUAAAGAACAAAUUAAGGCAAUUAUUAAGAGCUAUUUUGCCCAAUUGUAUGACAGUAAAUAUGGCAAUCUAGAUGAAAUGGAUGAAUAUUUAUAAAAAUAUAAGGUGCCUAAGUUAACAGAAGAGGAAAUAGAAUACUUAAUUAAUCUCAUAUCAGAAAAAGAAAUUGAACAAGCCAUCAAAUAACUCCCUAAGGAAAAAACCACCAGGGCCAGAUGGAUUCACAAGUGAAUUCUAUCAAACAUUUAAAGAUCAAUUAUCCUAAUACUCUACAAACUAUAUGACAAAAUAGACAAAGAAGGAAUCUUACCAAAUUCUUUUUAUGGUACCAUAUUUGUAUGGUACUGAUUCCCAAGCCAGGAAAACCAAAAACAGAGAAGGAAAACUAUAGACCAAUGUUCUUAAUGAACAUAGACGUAAAAAUAUUAAAUAAAAUACUAACUAAAAGGUUACAGCAAGUUAUAACAAGGAUUAUUCACUGUGACCAGGUUGAUUUAUACCAGGAAUUCAAGGAUAGUUUAAUAUUAGGAAAAUCAUCCACAUAGUUGACCACAUCAUGAUAAUCUCAAUAGAUGCAGAAAAACCCUUUAACAAAAUACAACAUCCAUUCCUAUUGAAAACACUAGAAAACAGGACUAAAAGGGCCUUUCCUUAAAAUAACAAACAUUAUUUAUUUAAAACCAUCAGCAAAUAUCAUCUGCAAUAGGGAUAAUUUAGAUACCUUCCCAAUAAGAUCAGGAGUAAAGCAGGGAUGCCCAUUAUCACCACUACUAUUUAAUAUUGUACUAGAAAUAUUACCAAUAGCAAUUAGAGAAGAAAAUGAAAUUGAAAGGAUCAAGGUAGGCAAUGAGGAAACUAAACUAUCACUCUUUGCAGAUGACAUGAUCGUAUACCUAGAAAAUCCAAGAAAAUCAAAUAAAAAGCUAGUAAAAAUCAUCAAUAACUUUAGCAAAGUUGCAUGGUACAAAAUAAACCCACAUAAAUCAUCAGCAUUCUUAUAUGUUUCUAACAAAACUCAGUUUUUUUAAAUCACUCUAGACAUAUAAAAUAUUUAGGAAUCAAUCUGCCAAGACAAAUACAGGAAUUCUAUGAACACAACUAUAAAACACUUUUCACACGAUUAAAACUAGAUAUAAACAAUUGUAAAAACAUUAAUUGCUCCUGGUUAGGAUGAGCUAAUAAAAUAAAAUUUACAAUCCUACUUAAUUAAUUUACUUAUUCAGUGCCAUACCUAUCAAACCAAAAGAAACUUUUUUGUAGAAUUAGAAAAAAUAUCAUCUAGAAGAACAAAAUAUCAAAAAUAUCAAGGGAACUAAUGGGAAAAAAUGUGGAGGGAGGCCUAGCAUUACUAGAUCUUAAACUAUACUAUAAAGCCAUGAUCAUCAAAACUACAUGGUACUGGCUUAGAGAUAGAAGGGUGGAUCAAUGAAAUAGAUUUGGGAUAAAUGACAGUAGCAAGAUAGUGUACAAUAAGCCCAAAAGAUCUCAGCUUUUGGGACAAGACCCCGCCUUUUGACAAAAACUACUGGGAGAGUUGGAAAAUGGUAUGGGAGAAAUUAAGUUUAAAUCAACAUCUUACACCCUAUAUGCCAAGAGUAAUUCAGAAUGGGUAAAUGUCCCAAAUAUAAAGAAGGAAAUCAUAAAAAAAAUUAGGUGAACAUAGAAUAGCAUACCUGUCAGAUCUAUGGGAAAGGAAGGAAUUUAAGACCAAGCAGGAGAUAGGAAAAAUUACAAAAUAUAAAAUAAAUCAUUUUGAUUAUAUUAAAAGAUUUCUGCACAAACAAAAUCAAUGUAACCAAAAUUAGAAGGGAAGCAACAAAUUUGGAAAACAUGUUUAUAACAAAAACCUCUGACAAAAAAGAUCUCACUUAGGUUCAUAAGGAGCUAAGUCAAUUGUACAAAAAAAAAUUAAGCCAUUCCCCAGUUGCCACAUGAUUAAGGAAUAUGAACCGGCAGUUUUCAGAUAAAGAAAUCAAAACUAUCAAUAAACACAUGAAACAGUGUUACAAAUCCCUCCUAAUUAGAGAAAUGCAAAUCAAAACAAUGCUGAGGUACCACUUCACAUCUAGAAAAUUGGCCAAUAUGACAGUAAAGGAAAAUAAUAAAUGUUGGGGGGGGGGUGGCAAAAUUGGGACACUAAUGCAUUGCUGGUGGAAUUGUGAAUUAAUCCAACCAUUCUGGAAGAUAAUGUGAAAUUAUGCACAAAGGACUUUAAAAGAAUUCAUACCCUUUGAUCCAACAAUACCACUACUAGGUUUUUACCCCAAAGAGAUAAUAAGGAAAAAUACUUGUACAAAGUUAUUCAUAGCUGUAUUCUUUGUGGUGGCAAAAAACUGGAAAAUGAAGAGUUGUCCCUAGAUUGGGGAAUGGCUAUGGUAUAUGAUGAUGAUGGAAUACUAUUGUGCUAAAUAAAUGAUGAUCUAGAGUAUUUUAAUAUUAACUUGAAAAACCUCAAUGAACUGAUGUAGAGUAAAAUUAGCAGAACCAUGAGAACAUUGUACCCAGAAUGUAAAACAUUGUGGAGCGAUCCGGUGUAAUUGACUUUACUUCAAAUAGCAAGCCAGGGCACUCCUGAAGGACUUAUAGGAACGAAUUCUAACCACAUUGAGAGAAAGAACUAUGGAAGUAGAAAUACAAAAGCAAAAUAUAUGACAUUACUUAUCACAUGUACAUAUGAGUAUGUGAUUUGGGACUUUGGCUUAAAAAAAUUGCUCUAUAGCAAAAAUGAAUAAUAUGGAAAUAGCUAUCAAGUGGAAACAUUUGUACAACCUAGUGGAAUUGCUUAUUGGCUCUGUGAGGGGGAGGGAAGAGGGGAGAUAAAGUAAAUGAAUCCUGUAAACAUGGAAAUAUAUUUUAAAACUAAAAAUUUUUUAAAAAUAAUUCAUCUGGUCUAAACUCCUCAUAUCAUGGAUGAAAAAGCUGAGAACCACAGAAUAAGAGGCAUGUCGAAAGUGGGGUAAAAAUUAUAGGGGGAUUUGAACCCAAGUUCUCUGACUAUAAAUUUAGGGCUCUUUCCACUGUAUUGUGUUUCCUCCCACUAAGAUGACUUCUAGUUAUUUUGUCUAUUUGAAGAGUAACUUUACCAUGCAUUGGACUACACAGAGUUGAGGAAUAACUAUGUAAUCUAUUCCAAUAUCCAGAAAUUGAGAGAGGAGAUAGAGUCCAACAGGUGCUAGGGAGAGUUUCCAAUUACUUGGUAGAAGAAAAAUAGUAGAAGAGUAUACCUGUUUUCCUGCUCAACUAGUGGAAGAAAGAAAUACCCUCAGGAAAUCUGUAUAUUUAAGCCUCAUCUGCCACUUCCAGUCCAUUUCAAACAACCAGAAGAUUACUUGAUGUCUAUUAGGACAAGGUUCCUCUGCAAUAAGGCUUCUAAUCCCAUUUCUCCUCAUUUUGCCCACUAGUGUCAAAAAAAUCAAAUUUAACCCUUCUUUCACGUGAUAGUCCUUCAAAAACUUGAAGUGACUUGCCUAAAAUCACAUGGUUAAGUCACAGAUCACAAAGAGUUGCAUUACUUUGCUCAUUUCAACACACUUAAUGUUAAUGUCGUAGAGUUGAUUCUUUCUCACUUAAUGGCCUUUAAGAUUCCUUCUGACUCUGAGAGUUAUGAUUCUGAAAGAUAAUGAGAGAUUUUCAUUAUUAUAGUAUUCAAAACAGUAAGAUACUUUAGUGUUCAUGUAGCCAAUUAAUCAAGAAGAAUUUAUUAAUUGUUUUCUGUAUGCCAGGCAUUACAGUAAGCACUAUACUACAAAGAUAUUAAAAAAGUUAAAACACAAUCUCAAGUAACUCAGUCUAAUAGGGAGACAAGAAAAUAACUGUGUGCAAAUAAGAUAAACAGAAUGAUUUGGAAAUACCCAACAAAGAGAAGAGAAUAUCAAGGAGAAGGUUAUUCAUAGUGUCAAAGGAUGCAUUCCAACUCCCUCAUUUUAAAAUGAAGAAACUGAGGUUUAGAGAAAUGAAGUUAUUUGCCUGAAAUCACAUAGAUUGUAAAUGAUUGAAUCUGUAAAUAUCUUAGGACAUAACUUUUUUUUAACCAAAUGACAUCAGGUUAUUUUCAUAAACAUUUUUCCUUUCAUGAGUUCAGAAAUAAUUCUGUUAAUUGACUUUUAACUGACUGGAUUUAUGCUAUUAUAUUAUAGCCUAAUAAAAUGCUACUAAAAUUAAGAUUAAGGUAGCUAAACAUUAAUAAUGUGAAGUUCAUGAUUACUUCCAUUUUUUGGUGGGGAUGGAACUAAUAGCAAAAAUUCUUCUUUGAAGUGAAUUUUCCAGGGUUCCUUGAUCUGGGCUUAGUGUAUGCCUUAAUUAAUUGGUGGAUGACAAUAGUGAUGGACUUGGAAAGAAGCCUGGGAUAGCUAGACUGAAAUCUGGAAGAUUCUCCUGUUUGAUUUCAUCACCACUUGCAUAUUUCCAAUUUGCAAUAUAUUCUGCCAGCUUUGAUUAAAAAUCGAAUGGCUUGGGGAGUUGUGGACAGGAAUUCCUGAUUUUUUCAUGCAGCACUUUAGAGGAGCUGUUUCCAAUUGCUGUUUGACAGCAUCGGUGACUGUAGCAACUCUAAUCCUUUUCAGUUCAGAUGAAUUCAGCUGGCUUGCAUAUGCAGCCUGUUUUCCAUAGCAGUGGCAAAACUGGCUGUGAAAUCAGCUUAUUCUUCCAAAGCUGUAAAGCCUCCUUUUAAAAAGAAUGCUAUCUGCUAUUUGCAAAUGCUAUUUGCAGUACAAAAAGGGGAAAUCUCUUAGAGGAGAAGCUAGCCCAUUGUUUCAACAAAUGCACUUAAUGUACUUUCAGCCUACAAAUACUAUGGUGACUAGACUAUUACAUAAUUUAAAACUGGAACCCAAAUAAUUCUUUGGCUACCUAGUACAAAAAUGUUCUUAUUCCUUGAAGUAGAGAAUGAGAGAAUAUUUGCCAGUAAGCUUCUUGAGGACAGAAAUUAUGUCAUAUAUCUUGGUGUCUAGGCUAGUACUGUCCUGGAAGUAGGUGCCCAAUAAAUAUUUGUUGAUCAAGUGACCAAUAAAUAAUUUAAAGAAAAAUUCCAUACAAUGUUGGAUAUAAUGCUGUCAUAAUUUGUUUUUAAUUUGAGAAUUUUAAUAGGUAUGAAUAUAGUAUUUCUACUACUUUCACUAUAAAGAAUAGAUUCCAUUUCUUAAAACAGCAUUUUAUGUUUCAAUUUUAUUUUUGCAUGGUAAAUUUAUUUUGUAAACAUAAUUUAAUGAGAACCUCCAUUUAUUCUUAAUCCUUUGAAUAAUGAUGGUAAUUUUAAACUAUUUUGGACAAUUGACCUAUACAUAGAAGUGACUGCAAGCUGUAUAAGUUCUUAAGGGAUGCCAUUGUAGUUAUUAUGACAUUAUAACAUUAAUUUUUAUUAGCAUAAUUAGUUAUUAACUUACAUUGUAUUUCAGGAAGAAUCAUAAAGGAUGUCCUAAAAGUUUUAAUGCUGUUUUAUGCUUUAAUAGCUCAUCUUUUAAAUGUCUGAGAAGGUAAAGUAGAAUAGGGCGCAUUGAGGUAUAAAGGGUUCAAAACCAAGCUCUACUUAUUAAGCUCUGUGUUGGUGAUAAUAAUCAUAAUAAUAAAAAUAAAUCCCUAUAGUUCAGUACUGGGGAUGGAAGUGGGAGACAGAAACAAAACAAAAACAUCAAGAAGCAAACUCAAGAUUAAAAUAGAGAAUAAAUUCUGAGUGCACCAGGAAGAUUCCUGGACUGACUUUUUAAAAGACCAUGAAUAGGAGUGGGCAGCCAGGGCAGAGCCAGUGCCACCACGACCAUGAGGCUGGCCAACAUCCUGCUUAUGGGUACACCAGGGGUUGGAAAGACCACACUCGGUAAAGAACUUGCAUCAAGAACAGGACUGAAAUAUGUUAAUGUGGGUGAUUUAGCACAAGAAAGACAGUUAUGUGAUGACUUUGAUAAAGAAUACAAAUGUCCCGUUUUGGAUGAAGACAGAGUAGUUGAUGAGUUAGAAAAUAAAAUGAAAGAAGGUGGAGUUAUUGUUGAUUACCAUGGCUGUGACUUCUUCCCUGAACGAUGGUUUCAUAUAGUUUUUGUCCUUCAAACAGAUAAUUCUGUAUUAUAUACAAGACUUGAAAAGAGGGGAUACAGUGAAAAGAAACUACAGGACAAUAUUCAGUAUGAAAUUUUCCAAAUUCUUUAUGAAGAAGCCAUGGACUCCUACAAGCCUGAAAUAGUACACUGGGCUACUCAGCAAUGUACCAGAAGAACUAGAGAGUAAUUUAGAUCAGAUAAUUAAAUGGAUUGAAGAGUGGAUAAAAGAUAAUAAUUGAACCUUGAGGGGAAAGCAUGGAUUCUUAAGGCUUUCCACAUAAUAGUUAAAGAUUUUCUUGAUGAUCUCUCCUCCCUAUAGAAUAGAAAUUAAGACAACAUACACCCGAUUUUGCUAUCCAAGAUUGCGUUGUAGAAAUAACAGGUGAGCAAAAUAUAAGGUUGAGUUAUGGCUGAAUUAAUUUUUUUCUCCAUAAGAAAACUGAAAAUCCUGAAAUAAAUGAAUACGGUAUUAAAGACUUAGUUUAAGAAUUAAGUUUAGGAAAUACCCAGCAGUCUCAUUUAAUUUGGUAAACUGCUAAAGAGUAAGUAAAUUUGAGAAAAUGGGUGAAAAUCUUUACUUAACAUGCAAAAGAAAAUGAAGGUGAAGAGGAACUGCUGCUGACUUAAAAGUAAAAAAAAAAGUCUAAGAAUAAAGCUAUAAACAUUACAUAUUAAGAGGCAGCUAGGUGGCACCAUGGAUGGAGUGCCAGGCUUGAAGUUCAAAUCUAGCUUCAGACAUUUCCUUGCUGUGUGACUCUGGGCAAGUCACUUAACCCCAAUUGCCUUGCCCUUCUGUCUUGGAGUCUUACUAAGACAGAAAGUAAGGUGUUUUUUUGUUUUUUGCUUUUAAAUGACAUUAAAUGUUCUGUUAGUGAACUGCUGGGGUUUUUUAUUUUUUUUAGUCUUGGAAGUUGGGUAAAAUGAGGAUAGUCACAAAGUAAAUGGUGAGAUUUUUGAGAAAAUAGCAUUUAAUUUUUUUUUUUUAAGUAUAAGAGUUUUACUGAGCUCUUUUGCCUAUAAAGUCACUGCUGAUCCUAGCACUGAUAUUUGUCUCUUUGGAAGAGUAAGCCAAUCACAUUUUCCAUAUAUAAACAGGAAAUAGCAUAAUUCUUCUGUGCACCCAUGGAAACUGUAAAUAUUAAUUUAUUGAUCGACUAAUUUCAAUCUUGCUAAAUUCCAUGAAAAUUCAUGUGAUAAUGCUUUGCUACCUUAUAGGUGGUGGUAAUUAGAUAAAAUUUUAACAUAUAAAGAUUGUGUAUUUAUGAAGAUGUGUUUAAUAUUUUUUAAAAAAGACCAUGAAUAGACUUUUAAUGAAUGCCAGGGACUGUGCUGACCCACCAAUUUGUUUAGUGUCUCAGCCUAUUUGCUUAUUUCUUAAAUAGAAAUCAUAUCUGGGUUAUGUUCUUUACAAUAUCUGUUUGAACAAAGUACAUUGUAAAUCACAAAGCAUUUGUGCUAUUAGGAGUCCAAGUGAAAAAUAUUUCCAAGAGGAGUUGGAAAAAUAUAAAAUGUGCUUUUAUAUUUUCAUUAAUUUAUCAUUUCUUAAUCCAGUUAGAGGAAUGGGAAAGAAUAUUAAUAGGAAUGCUUAAUACUUAUAAAUAAUUAAUGUAGAUUAUAGCAUAUUACUAUGUUAUUAAAUAUUAUGUUAACUGUUAUAUUAUGUCUUAUAAUAUUGUACCAUAAUAUUAUAUUUCUCAUAAUUUCUUACAAAAUAAUGUAAUAUAAUCAAUUAGCUACUAUUUGUAGCAAUUCAAUUCAGUUCAGUAUUUUUAAAGUACCUACUCUUCAAGGAUCUGUACUAAGGGUUUCAUAACUUAUAGUCAGUUGUGGAUAAUUCAACUGAUAUAUAGAUAAGGAAAUAUAGGGGGCAGUUUUGAGGAGGGAGAAGUAAUAACAGCUUUGGAGAUUGAAGGUUUAAUGAAGGAAGUGGCAUCUACGCUAAACUGUGAAGGAAGAGAAUGUUUAUGAAAAGCAGAAAUGUAAUUAAAUUCAACAAGGAAGAGAGAUGUGCAUUAGGACCUAGAGUAGCUUAGAUCCCUCACAAAUACCCCAAUAAAACUAAAAAUGUACCAGAAAUGCCAAUUAUUUUUUAAAAACAAAAUAGUUGUAAGCUCUUUCACACCUGUAGAAAAAGACUACUACAAUCUUGCACAAGCUAUAGAUGCAUACCAAGAGGGUGGAUAGAAGGCAAAAUAGGCAAGUAGCCAUAGCAGAAGAUAGGACCAGUCCAGUGUAAUAGAUAAUAUUGGAGGGCAUAUUUGAUGGAUAAAUGAUAACUAAUAGAUCAUGUAGUUAUCUUCUUUUGCCUACUCUCCUCCCUUUUAUACCUCCCUUCCUCCCUCUUCUAAUCUCCCUUCCUCCCCUCUUUUUCCCUUUAGUUUCCCCUUCCCCCUUCUUCAGCCUCCUUCUAAGUUACUCAGGGUGAGCUAUGAUGUUUCACAGGAAAUACUCCUUUCUCUUCUUUAUCUCAAGUAAGGGUUUAUUGUGGAAAACAGGAAAAGAUCAAGGAUGGAGGUAAGAGGGGUGGAGGUUUCCCUAUUAUCUACAGUGAAUCUUAGGUUGGAGGAUAUUGAGAAAAAUGGUAAUUCAGUCACUACCAUGAAACAGAGCUAGUCAGAGAGACGUAGAUAGACUAUUGUCCUUCUUCUUCUGCCUUCAAAUCAGCCAGGCUACCUCCAACUUGAUUAUCCUAAGUCCCAGAGAUAAACCCAGCUUCUUCCUUCAAAGUCAGUACCAUCAGCCAAAAGCCUAGAAACACCAUCAGCAGUUGGCUCUUGCCUUCAACUGUUUCCUGGUCACAUUCCAAAUGGAAUUUUCCUUUGAUUGACAGCUGAUCAAUCUUCAGCUUCCUGUCUUACUUCUUGUCCUUUUUGCAUGCCUUAUAAUUUCUCUCCUCCAUACUCCUCCCUUUUUGUCUUUUUAAAAAUGCACCCAGCAUUUUUUAACGAUACUUCCCUUGUGGAUAUAUUUUGUUAUAUUUCUAACUAUCUAAUUCUUAACCCUGAUUAAAUAUCCCUUUACCCUCCCAAAAUAAUAAAUCCUAAACUUGUCUUAGCUUUUCUGUCUAUCCAGUUCUAUGCUAAGUUUUGGGUAUAGGAAAAAUGGUUUAGGUAAUAGGGAUUUAUAUAAAAUAUAGUUUUGACAUAAUAACAAAUCAUGGAACAAUUCUUUAGAUAAUCCCAACAAUUUCAACAUCAUUUUGAAUAUGCAACUGUCUUAUCUCCUAAUGUCUAUAAUUCAACUAAGUAAAAUUUCCUAUUACUAUCAAUUGCUAACCUAGAAUUAUAAUAUAAUCUAACUUCUAUACCUAAAUAGUUUUUUAUGUCUGUCCCUACUCCCCUAAGAUUUUGAACAAAUUUUCUAAGCUGUCCCUAUAGUUAGUUAUUAGAAUAUUAAUAAAUUAUUCGAAUAUAGUUUGUUAGUACAUUAGUAUUUAAAUGUAUACAUAGGUUGUAUUACAGAUUUACAUAUAUACAUCCAUAAUACAUUGUUCUAGAUUUCUGUGUAAACUCAUGCAGAUAAGAAAUCUUUGUCUGAGUUAUCCAUAGAAAUUUACCUAUCAGUGUGACUUUUGUGUUUUGCAACUAUGCAUAUGUUGUAUACUUACCCAUUCCAUGAGAUAUCUUCCAACAUUAUAUUUUAGUGUAGUAUGUGUAUGUGUAUAUGUGAUGUUAACAUGUACAUAGCAUUCUUACAUAACCACAUGAUCAUAAGUCCAAACUUUCAAAAUUCUUCCAUGUCCUUUGAUGUUGAUUGUAGAAACUCUGUGUGUUCAGUUCUCUGUCAUCUGGUCAGCAUGCCACUCUUGACUGAUGUCGCUCUUGAUUGUAGUCCUGUGUUCUUUAAUUCAGGAACAAACUGGAACAAUCAGGAACAUUGAAAUUUUUAUUUUGCAUGGAAGUAAGCUAUGACUUAUUCAUGAGUAUCUGUCAGAAUUCAUUAGUUAUUCUUCAUGUGUGGAAGUAAGCAUUACAUAUGUUCAUCUUCAUGAGUGGAAGUAAGCAUUAUAUGUGUUCAUCUUCAUGAGUGGAAGUAAGCUUUACAUAUGUUCAUCUUCAUGGGUGGGUAUAAGCAUAAUAGUAUAAGUUUGUAGAAUUAUGUAAAGAAUAUGAAUUUGAAGUUUUCUUAUCUUUUUGCUGUUUGAAUUUUUUCACAAGGAGAUUUAUUGUAUAUUGUCUUUAGUUAUGUCUGGGAGAUAGAAUUUGGAUAUAAUGUAUUUUGUUUGGUCAUGGAGUUAUGUAUUCAUUUGAAAUCAUUUUGUUUCUUUGUUGUUGCUAUUGUUGGCAGAGACUUUGUAUAGAAUAUGUAGAGACUUUUCUUUGGAGUUAAAUUUUAAAUGCAUGUUUUCCUUUUGUCUGUGUUACUGGCUGUAUUUCUUUCUGGGGUCUAUUUGCUUCAGGGGUGCUUUUCUGUUAUCAUUUUAAUGUGUGCAAUGCUCUCUUGUCUGUACUAUCUGUUGAUAUGUACACUUAUGUGUGCUUUCCUUUGUUUUCCAUAGGGACUGUUAUUUAUUGUUGAUUAUUUUCCUAGGGCUACUCAUGUUGCUUCUCAUGACUAAGGCUUUUUUUUUUCUUAGAUGUCAUUUGUAUGUAUCUUAAUUGAUGACAUGAUCACAUUGUUGUUUCUUGUGAGGUAUUUGAAACUAUGAGGUAAUAUCUUUAUGGUAUACCCUCCCUCUCUUCCUUCCCCUGGUAGAGAUUGUUUAGGGUGAAGGUUGAGAGAUAUGGAUAAUCUGUUUCAGUUCUCAACUAUAACUUGAUGUUAAAGUCUUUGAAAACAAAUUCAUCCAAUGUGAAUCUAUGCUUCCAUAGCAUUCUAGGUGUUUGUGUCUGUCAUUGUUAUGAAGUUGGAGUUUUCUGCUACAAGCUUAGGAGUGUUCUUGUUGUUGUUAAAUCACUUAGUUGUUCUUUUGCUGGAAUAUUUUCUUUUUUACCAAAGACUAGUCUUCAAUUUCAUAAGGUUUUGUGUAGUAUGUUACCCUAUGGAACUCCAACUAAUCUUAGUUUCACUCUUACUGCAUUAAUUGUAUUUGUCAUGUUUUUUUUUAAGUUAGAGAAUAGAUAUGAAAUUGUAUAUCUAUCUCUCCUCCUCCAGUUCUAAAUAUGUUCCUUGAUAUCCUCCUUCCCAUUCAAAAUCCAUAUCUGUACAAGCCAUGUAAUUCAACUUCUCUAUAAAGUCAUCUUCUUAUCAACCCCUAAUCUUGCAUGAAGUUCUUCUAAUGGUAUACAACUUGUUCGGUGCCCAAAGAACAUCUCAUCAUCAUAAUCUUGGUAAGAUUUUGAUUGUACUUUUUUCAGGUAUUCAAUUUUCUCACUUUCUCACUUUCAUCCCCUUCUUUGUCUACCUCUUCAUAAAGCUUAUAAAAUUGGUAAGGCAUUUGUUCUAAAUCAUCUUGGUCCAUUAUUAUUACACCCUGUGGAAUUUCUUCUGACUGUAUCUGAUUCUGACUCACUGAAAUCAGUAAUCCUUAAGUUAUUCAUUGGAUUUUGUUCAAUGCCAUGUAAACUUGUGUCAGAUGUUGUUAACUCUGGCUUUGUGUGUUGAGCUCAGCCUAUGUCACAAGCUUUUAUAUUUCCCAAGUCAGUUUCUGGUUGUUUCUCAUUGCUAAGAUGUAGAUUUUUGUCUUGAGUUGGUAAACUUGAUGGUAUGGGGUUAGUUUCUUCUUGCAGAUAUUCAAUGCCAUUAUUAAUAUUUAUAGAUCCAACUCUAUCAUCAGCUAGAAGGUUUUGUUCAUUUACUCUCUCUUUUGCCUGUGUAGAGAUAGAAAUCUAUCCCUCUGUGAUGUUAUUUUCUUCUGGGAAUGAGUUUAGUACAUCUGCAUUUUCUCCUGCAUCAGUAGGAUGUGUGCCUUCAUUCUUUCCCACAAUACUACAUACAUAUGUUUCUGGCUGUGUAGCUAAGGUGUUUAUAGUUACUGAGUCACUGUUCAUUUCUUUGCUACCCUCUACCAGCUGUACAUUUGGAUCAGUUAACUCUUUUUGAUUUAAAUUAUUUCCUAUGAAAUCUUCAUAUGAGGUUCUAUUCUCAUAUAAGUUUAUCUAGCCAACCUCCCCUCUGCCACAUAGAAUGUUGGCUUCAAGUUUGCCAUUUGAAUCCUUGGUUGUUCUUUCAGUUACUAAGACUUCCAUUCCAUUCCUCUUUUCAAAUUCAACUGUCAUGUCACCUUCAUUACUUUGAAUAGGAUUAUUGUUUUCAAAUGUAAUGUCAGCUUCAUUUUCAGUAAAUUUUGUAUUAUCUAAAUCAGUCAUUGCUGCAUGGAAAGUUUCAGCUUCAGGAUUCAAAUUAGAUGUUGUUGUUUUUUUUUUCCUAAGGGUAUCUGUGCCAUAUAGCUAUUUGAAGAAUUAACUGAGUUUGGUGGGAUGUCAUGCAAUUCUGUGAAUGAUUUCUAAGUAUUUACAUCUUUAGUAACAGUAACCUGUAGGGAAUUGAAAUUUUGUUUCUCUGUAUCUUUCACUAAUUCCUGCUUGAGUUUUUGUGACUUUAUCUGUCUUUUCCUUUUACACAAUUCAAUCUCUGUACCCACUCUGCACUGAAAAAAAGUUCUCCAAGAAUGUUUUGACUUGAUUUGGACUUUUUCCCUGUAUGGUUACUGUACAUUCUUUCUCUAAGUCUCAUCUCUUUUGCUCUUUGAGAAAUGAUUUCUUUAACUUCUGCAUCUAGCUGUUUUACUUGUCUCUGCCUGUCUCUUGAUUUAUUGUAUUUGCUAUCACUCACAGAUUCACUUUCUUGUAUUGAAUUUUCACCAUUUUUUCUAUGUUUUCUAUUAAUUCUAGCAGUCUCUUUUUCACUAUUUCUUCUAUCUCCAUGUACCAAACUACAUACAUUAUAGGCCUGGCUUCAUAAUUCUUUCCUAACCAUGUCUGAAUAUUUAGGUUUGGCUCCUGAUUUAAUAGCCUGUUGCAUUUCCUGUAAAUCAGUUGCCUGUGGGGUGGAUUUUAGAUUACAAUGAGAACAGCAAGUGAAAUUUUGCUUUCUGUAUCUAGCUUGUGUUAUUUUGUUGUUAUUUACUUCAUAUUUCUUUUUCAGAAAACAGUCUUUUAUCAGGUGUCCUUUCUUAUGACAGAGUUUCUCUCUGUACUGUUUUUGGUUUAUAAGUAGGUUUUGUGUAAGUUCUAAUAGCAUUCAGUUUCUUGAUUUCCUCAAUCUCCUUUUUUCUUAAAAUUUUCUCUGGUACCUCUAAGUUUUCCUUUAAAUCUUGCAUUUGUUUACUUUGCUCUGAAUAAUUUUCAUGAAGGUAACUGGCAGUUUCACGUAAUUCAAUCAGACUCACAGUAUCAUACUUUGGGAAGUAAUGUUUAAAAUUUUUUUUCAAGUGAGAUAUGCAUCCUUUCUAAAACUGUCUUCUCACGUGGUUUAUAGACUCCUCAUUAUUUGCCUCUAAACCCAUAAUUGAUUCAGCUAUUUCAGAGAGACGAUCUAUAAAUGAAGCUGGAUGUUCCCCUUUAUUUGGAUGAGUUUGUCAAAUCUUGCCCAUGCAUUAGGCUUUGAACAACAGAGCUUAAUAGCUUGGAGCAAGUCUUCCCUACAUUUCCUUAAGUAGGUCAUGCUUGUAGGAUUUGCAAAAUCAAGGUCUUCCUUUUGCUCCUCAGUGGGCCAACUAGUCAGGUUGUUUUCUGACCUGGUCUUUUCAAUGAAUGGCGAUGCUCAUAGGGACUAAACAGUUCAGAUGAGAGAUUCCACAUCUUGGAAGUCUGGGUCAAAGAUCCAGAAAGCACCUUUGAGUCACCUUGGAUAGGGCCCACACCUGCAGGCAACAGGGCUCAUUGCCUAGCAAAGGCUGCAGCCAACUCAUCAUAAGCCACUAUAGGAGUCAGACACAGACCAGUGCCCAGUUAAGGUCUAAAUGAUCCAUUCUUAAAACAGACCCCAGGUGGCUUGGACCCGAACCAUAGAGCAGACAAGACCACAGCAGUGCAAGUUCCAUCAGCAGGGGAAUGGGCCAAUGUAACACCGGUAAAGCAAAGUACCUUCGGUCUUGCUGGAGGCCUGCCACUAGCACUGUCAGCAUUUGAUUAGAAGUAUGACAAGGGCCCACACCAGCUCUAUGUAUGGAACUUCUCAAGAAAAAGGAGCCAAGAUCAAAAUCUGAGUUAAGGAGACAAGAAAAUAGCCCAACAAAGGAGUUCUUACAGAACACACAUCCUAGUCUUCACCACCAUGUCCAGGUCCAACCAGAGCCUGCCCAUACCAUACAGUCCAAGAGUGCAGGAGGAGUCUGAUCCACCUAUAAAGUCCUACUCCAGAAACUAAGGUUGAAGAUAUAAGUAAUCAGAAGAAACAUGCUGAACACAAGAAAUACUAUGGACUGAGAAAUGGCAAAGAGGCAAAUUCAGAAGAGAGUAGCCCAGCAAUAAGCCCAAGCAGAGCCUUAUAGAAAAGAAUGUUAAUUCAGCCAAACAAGUGUUCAUUGAGGACCUCUACUAUGUAAGGAACUGUCCCAGGGAACUGGGGAUACAAAGACAAACUGUAAAAUAGCUCUUGUCUUUGAAGAACUAUUGUACUGGAAGUGAAGGAAUAUUUUUCAGGCUCUGAGGGAUAGUGUGAUUAAUAACACUGAUGAACUUUAAUGGAGAACGUAAGGAAUGUCUGUUGGAUCAGUUUUGCAUGAAUAGAAAUAAUAGGAAAUAAAUCUGGAAAGAGAGAAAGAAGUCAGAUUGUGGAGAGAUGGAGAAGGGUAGCUUUAAACACCAGGUAGACAUUAGCAUUUUGCCAGAGGCAGAAGAAAACUACUGAAAAUAUUUGAGCAAGGAAGUAAAAUGGUCUGCUCUAUACCUUAGGAAAAUUAUCCUAGAAGUCAUGUUGAGAGUGAAUUGUAGAGGAAAAACUCAGGAAUCUGGGGAAAAAACCCUAUUCCAAUGAAGAAGUGAUGAAUGUUUGAUAAAGGGUGGUGAUCCUGAGAUUAGGAUAAAAAAGAGGACCGAUAUAAAACAUGGAGCUAGAAUCCACAUGUGGGGAGAGGUGAGAAAAAGGAAAGAGACAAGGAUAACUUUAUGGUUGGAAACUUGGUACCUAGGAGAAUGUUGGGAAACUCAACAAAUAAAGAAGGUGGAAGGAAUCAUAGGGAUAAAAUGGAGACAGUUUUAUUCUAUACCUUUUGUGUUUGAUAUGCCAAAAGAAAUAUCUAAGUGAAGAUGGCCAGCUCAUUACCUGGCACUAUAGGACCCAGGAUCUUGAAAGAAAUUAGAACAAAAUGAAUAGAUUUGGAGGAUAUCUGUAUUUGGCAAAGUCAGUAGUAUUCUCAUUUUAGAGUUAUGAAUAUAAAGGUAUAGAAUGGCAACCCUGAUAUUAAGCAAAAAAAAGAACAUUUCUAUUAAAAAAUGAGUUAACAAAUAAGUUAAUGUUUAAGAUAUUUUAUAAAAUAAACUAAAAUUAGAUUAAUCCAAAAUAAUACCUUAUUUAAUUUUUUAAGUGAUAUCGGCCUGCUCAGAUCCAUCAUUUUGACAUAAAGGUGACCCUCGAUUCUUGAAGGUUAAGACAGUGGAAUAUAAGUUCUUUCAAGGUAUGCCAUUCUGUAAAGUUUGAAUAUGGUACUGGCAACAAAUUAACUCGGUUUUUGAAGAAAAAGCCCACCUAAAUGCAGAAAGGUUCACCACCAGUAAUCUAGCUUCUUGAUGAUGAAACAAAAUAAAAUGGAAAAUUGCCUUUAGACCCCUGGAUGACUAGCAAAGUGGAGGCAAAGAGACAGAAGCCUGAAGAAUCAGAUGGCUUUUAGAGUUAUAUAAUCUACAAACCUGACCAAUUAAUAGAUAUUCCACUGAAGGAACAUUUAUAUAGCACUUACUAUGUGCCAGGUACUGUGCUAAACACUAUAAUUAUUAUCUCAUUUGAUUCCUUCAACAACCCUAAGAAGUAAGUGCUAUUAUUAUACCCCUUUUACAUGUGAGGAAACUGAGGCAAACAUAUUUUAAGUCACAGCUUCAGAUAUUAUCUUCACAUUCUUGACAAAUAAAACUAGAAAAAGGAAGCUGCAGCUUUUAAAAGGAAGGACAGCUCACAAAUUCCCGUUAAAGUACCAAAUAAAGUAAUUAAUGGAUUUGUUUUUAUUAUCCAUCCAAAAGCCACAAGACAUUAUUUUAUGAGACAUUUUGUCAUUUCAUAUUGAUAGUACCUCAUGAUAAUAUUUCAAAAAGACCACCAGGAAAGUAAUUGCAGCUUAUUGACCCUUUCUGGCUGAGGAUGAGGAGGGAGAGAAAUUUGAUAACCUUAGUAAGAUCCUCUAAAUUAAAUCAUUGUGUACUUUAGUACUUCAGUGCAAAAGCAGAAAUAGAUGAUGGUAGUGAAAGCUAUAUUGAAAAAUAUGAACCACAGGAAUAAGAUAUAAAAGAGAACAAGGAUUUGUUGAUUAUACAGAAGCCUUAUUACUCAUCAUGAAUUCUUCCUUUGAGAAAAGAGUGAGAAGAUGCUGUAUAUGGUCACCACCAAAUAAUAUCACAAAAAUAAAACUAAGUUAUUGUUAUUAAGAGAUAGAAAAUUCCUCAUAUAAGAGUUAUACUUGAGUCAGGUGUCUGUGUAUAUUUCUCCAACUGACUUCUUAUGGCAAAGAUCAAAAUUAGUCCAAAGCUAGAAGAAAGAAUAAAAAUAAGUAAAAUGUAUGUUUAUAAUCAAAACAACCCCAUCCUGAGGUAUUUGAACAAAAUUAUGACAAGUAAGGUAGAGACUGAAGAAAUACUAUAGACAUUGACUAUAAUAAUUUUACAUGGAAAUUUGACUGAUAUACAUGAAAAGUCAUAAUGAGGAAACCAAGAAACCCAUAAAAAUAACUUUACCAAAAAAACAUUUUACUUACUUUAGCCAAGUUGGGCCUCUAACAUCAAAGGCUCAAAUGUAAUUAUAGAAGGAAAAGCAACUGGAUUAGACCAAGUUUACAUAAAAGAGAAUCAGGUUAGAGGUGUCACAAUUGUGAAGGCUUUGAGAGGUUGAUUCACAAAUUAUCAUUAGGAAGGCAUGAUAUCAAAAGGUAGUGUUGAGGACAGCUGGGUGGCUCAGUGGAUUGAGAUCCAGGCCUAGAGAUAGGGAGUCCUAGGUUCAAAUCUGACCUCAGACACUUCCUAGCUUUGUGAACCUGUGCAAGUCACUUGACCCCCAUUGCCUAGCUCUUACCACUCUUCUGCCUUAGAACCAAUACACGGUAUUGAUUCCAAGACAGAAGGUAAGGGUUUAAAAAAAUAGUGUAAAUUCAUUGUAUGAGAGGCUACUUUUCCAUCUAUGUAAGAAUUUUACAUAUUCAUCAAAAGAACCCUUGAUAAGAGUAUUAAAUUAGGAAAGAGGUAGAUUUUUUACCCUAAACAACAUCCAUACCUUCAUAAAUUGACUGAAAAAUGAAGGAAAUAAAAGAUUCCACUAUGCUUAUUGUUAGUUGAUUAUUGAAGAAAAUAUUUUAUUGAAUUAGAAACAAUGUGCCUUCCAUUGUAUGUCAGUAUUUUUCAAGAUUUGUUUAAAGAUAUAACAAUAAAGGUAAACAUAAAGACCAAUUAAUCCUAAAUUCCAGAUGAUGUAAAAUUAGGUGAUAUAAGUUUGAAAAGAUACUUGUCACUGCCAUGAAGAAAAUCCAGCACAUCCUUUACAGUGAGGUCCUUUAAGAUGCUACUAUUUGUUGUUGGCAACUUGCUUGUUACAUCAAGCCCUAGCAUUAUAGAACUUCUUGGAAAAAUCUGUAAUGUUUAUUCUUUCAUUCUAAGAUAAACUCCAGGUAAUGCUCUAUAGUGUGUUUGUACAUAGCCGUUUAUACAUUAUGUCCUUAAUUAAACUAUGAAGUCUUUGAAAGCAAGGAGUGUUUUUUCCCUUUCCAUUGUGUUCCCAGCAUAUAGCACACAAUAGAUUCUUUAUAAAUGCUUACUAAUAAGACAUCUUCUAACUACUUGAAAGUUUUCCCUCUAUAUUCAGGAAAAAACAAGUGGAUGAAGAAUAUCUAUUGUCCAGAUUGUAUUAUACAGUUUGAUACUUUAUAGCUAACAAUCUCUCUUGAAAUCCAUUGCUCAUUUUAUUGUACCAGGUUGCCUUCACAAAGAACUAAAAUAAAAGAUGUUAGACAAAUGUAUAAUCAAGCAAGAUGCUGUCCUGGUCAUGUAAGGGAUCACCAAUAGACAGCUUUUUAUGUAUGACUAUCUGUCUGUCUGUCUGUCUCUCUCUCUGUCUCUGUCUCUGUCUGUGUCUCUCUUUCAAGUCACUUAACCUGUGCCUGCUUCAGUUUCCUCAAUUAUAUGACAAAUGGGAAUUAUAAUAGCACUUGCUUUACAAAGUUGUUAUAAGGAUCAAAUAAGAUAAUAUAAGUAAAAUGCUUAGCACAGAACCUGGUUGACAGAAGAAGAUUUAUAAAUGCUGAUUAUUAUCUAAAUCUAUAGAUAUCUGUAGUUUUAUAUGUGAUAGUACAAAUGGACAAGUUGGAACCAGAACUAAAGAGGAAGAGGAACAUGGAACUGAAUUACCUCUAGAAAAUUCCAUGAUCCUUUAACUUCUCCCAGAAGCAAAAGUCCAUUUAAAAAAAUGCCAAUAUUCUUCCACUAUUAUUGUUUGACUCAGUCAUGGAACAAAAUGUCUUUAAAGAAUCAAAAUGAGUAUCACCAAUGGAGAGGGGCAGAGUAACUUUGAACAGACUGUAACACAUAAGACUGAAGCAUUAUGGGAGGGUAGAUGUAGAGCUCGAAGAGACUUUACAGACUAUCUAUCUAGUCCAAUCCCCCUUUUUAAAAUGAGUAACUGAGAACAGGAAGGGUGAAAUAAAUUACCCAAGGUCUCAUAGCAGAAUAUUGUCCACCAUUUUUACUCUGAUUUGAAAUCCAUUGCUCAUUUUAUUGUAACAGGUUGCCUUUACAAAGAACUAAAAUAAAAGAUGUUAGACAAAUGUAUAAUCAAGCAAGAUGCUGUCCUGGUCAUGUAAGGGAUCACCAAUAGACAGCUUUUUAUUGCACUGAUAACCUCUUUAUGUCAGCAAAGUAAGGAAAGAUUCCAGAACAUUGGUGAGAGGUCCUGUGGUGAACUCAUGUAUGAACAUAGACAAAGGCUACACAAAAUGAGCAAGCAUUUCUGUAGUAAAAUUGCAUAUUUGGAGAUGAUAUACAAAUCAAUGAAAUCGCAAGUACAGUUUUUAAUUUCAAAUCAAUAAAAGUUAAUUCUUUUUUGGAUAAAAGCUACUUUUUGUGUUCUUUCCCCCUCUUUUUAUUGCAUCCUGUUUGCCAAUUUGCAGAUAUGCUUAAGCCUUUAAAAUAACUUCUGAAUGUCACUUUUUAACAGACUGACUUAAGAGUUUUUAUACCCAGAAAGAUAAUAAUGCAGCUGUUAGUAAAGGUAAAAAUUCCUGGCUUUUAGUUCAGUAUUCAGAUUACAAAAUUACCCAGCUUGUUUACUCUUGAGGAGACAUUCAUUCUUAUUCAGGAUAAUCUUUUGUUCACAGCCUCAGAUAUCAAUUGUUUGGUGAGAAAUAUAAAAUCCACGAUAUCCAAAUUUUAACUGAUAGAACCCUGUGUUCUUGCUAUAUGCCUUUUUAAGAAUCCCUUGUUUAUUAUUAGUCCCUUUUAUUUAGUGUCUUUGAGUUUGCUAAGUAACUUCAACUUAUGCUGCUUAUGCUUCAACAAAUGCUGUUUAGAUUGGAUCUAUAAUUGAGAAUAGUAUCUGAUAAACCUUUUGUUAAAAAUAAUAAUGACUUGGGUGCCUGGUGUACUUUUGAAAAUUAAUUGAUUUGCCAUUUGGGUGAGCAAUGACAUGUAUACCUUGUAGGCAAGAACCAAUGUAAUUAAAAAUUAUAAAAUAAUAAAAUAUUAGAGCUAAGAUUAGAUCUACUUCUCAUCAUCCUUAGUUUUAGAUUUGAGUCAACAAGAGUUUAUAAGCUCUUAGUAUAGGUGGUGCAGUACAUAGAAUAGCAGGACUCAAAUCAGGAAGACUCAUCCUCCUGAGUUCAAUUCUGGCCUCAGACAUUUACUGUGAUACUGGGCAAGUCACUUAAUCUUGUUUGCCUCAGUUUUCUCAUCUAUAAAAAAUGAGCUGGAGAAGGAAAUGGUGAAAAAUUCCAGAAUCUUUGCCAAGAAAAUCCCAAGCUGAGUCACAAAAAUUUGGACACAGCUGAAAUGACUGAACAACAAA